Cooperia oncophora is the source of this 3243-nucleotide messenger RNA. Lineage: Eukaryota; Metazoa; Nematoda; Chromadorea; Rhabditida; Trichostrongylidae. The record is from the annotation of a GenBank genome assembly.
AUGCUUCUUUUAAGGUCCCUGUUUAUGUCAUCAAGUGGAGGUCUGUCAAAUGAAGAAUUUCUGGUUUUGCAAGAGCAGCUGAUUGCACUGCGAAAUAGGAACUAUGAGCUCCAAGAAGCAUUGCAGAAGAAAAACCAUGAACUCACACAGCUUAGUUCACCUCGAUCCGAAGCUCUACAAUUUGCAAAUAAGCUUAUAAACCGCCGUGAAGGGAGUAAGGAGAAGGAAAUAACCCAGAGAUAUGAAGCCGAGCUAGAUGCUUUAAGAAUGAAGCUCACCUCUCAAGAAGAGGAGUUUAGGUUGCAGCAGGAGACGUUAAUAGCUGAGCUAAAUAAGAUUGUUGCCCAAAACGAAACGCUGAAUAAAGAACUGGAGCAGUUCAAGGCCGAUGGUUCAAUCUACUCCUCUCCUCAAGCAGGGACGCCGUGUGACGCACAAACAUCAUUUGUGGAACUUUAUCAUCCUGCUCCCGUAACGUCUCGUGACCCACCCACUGAAGUUGCAAUCGCUUCGAAAUCUUCUGUUGGCACACAGUGUGAUGGAGCUGAUGUACUUCAUGGUGGCACUGACAACAAUAUAGCAUCAUCAGAGCCACAAAAUGAAUCGAAGUCAUGUCAGACUGAUGAGGAGGAAGUCGUAUCAGUAAUGGAGAAGCUACUAGAGUAUGAGGGAAAAAUGACUGAGCUCAGAAGAUCAAUAGAGGAGCUUUCUUCGGAAAACACGAACUUGUCAUCCAUUGUUCAAGACAACGAAGCUAAAGUAGUUUCACUACAGGAAGAACUGAAGCUGGCAAAUAUUAAUCUUGCCAAGAAAGAUGAAUUUAUUUCCUGCGCCUUACGGUCCAUAUCGAAUAUGAAGGAUAAUGCUGGACAAGAGUGCAUUCCCUUCACCGAGCAAUGCAUUGAUAUUGAUAAACUAAAUAAAGAGGUCCAACUCAUCCUCGAAUGCAUUUCAAAUGGCCGCGCCGCAACUGCUAAGGUUUUUGAAGAGAAGACCGCUUUGGAAGAAUUGGUAUCAGACCUGCAGGCAAAAGUUGAGGCUUCGCAAACCAGGCUCCUACAAGUGGAAGAAGCUCACGAAGCAGAGAGAGCGCGCGCAAAUGAAGAGAUCCAGUCACUCUCUGAGAAAUUGCUCAGAAUGCAGGAUGCUCAUGACUCCGAGGUGAAAGCGAUAAGAAGGGAAUCUGCUACCAAUUGCGAUGAGCUUAAAGCGAAGAUUGCUGCAUUGGAAGAAUCAGAAAGCAAAUUCUCUGAGGACAAGGUUUUGCUACUCGAAACACGAUAUCAGCUGGAGUUAGCUGAUCGUGAAAAAUUGAUCGAGAGUGAAAGAAAAGAAAUGCACCGGAAGCUAAACUCUCUGGAGGCUUCCUUAUUGGCUAAAGAUGAAGAGAAGGCGUUAGCUCUGAAGAAACAAGCGGCACUCAUCAAAGAACUGCAACGUGCUGUUAAAGAAGAAAAGAAGCGUGCUGAAUCUAUGGAGAAGCUUGGUCGAUGUUCUUCGGAAGAAAGAGGAUGGCACUUAGUUGGAGAAACAGGCGCUAAAAGUGCACAGACCCUUGAUGGUGCCGACAGUCGCAGUGUAUCGUCAGCAAGUGCCCUAGAGUCGGACAAUUUCGAACUCAUUAGCCGACUGACGUCGCUACAGCGAACACAUGCGGAAACCCUGGAUCGUAUAAACGCACUAGAGAGCGAAAAUGCUAGGUUGCACUGUGAAAUAAAUGAGAAAAGUGAACUUAUCGAGCACUGGAUUAGAAGGAGACCGCUGGCACAGGGAACAGGUGUCACGACGCCAUCGAAAACGGAAGGUACUUUCCGAAAGCUGCUGCUUUCAACACUGCCUAGUGAUGAGGCUACGAACGACAUUAAAGAAAUGAAUAAAAAGCUUCAACGUAUGCUGGAGGAGACUUUAUCAAAGAAUAUCAUCCUUCAAAGGCUACUAAAAGCUUUUCAAGGAAAGGAUGAUAACGAUUCUGUUGGAAUAUUACUUCCCUUUGAAGUGCUCAAAUGUAUAUUUCUAAGGAUUUUAGGAUCUGCAAACGCUUUUGGAACGUACAGAAAUGUGAACCUCUACGUGCCGGAGAUGCUGGAAAUAGACGAUACGCCUGGAGGAGUCGGCUCGGUCGAAUCAUCACUUCUUGAUCAAAGCAUAAAUAACUCUGGUGUUACUGUUAAUCAGAUUGAAGUAGAAGAGGAAGACGCAGUUGAAUCACCAGUGAGUGCUGAGUCGGUGCUUGAUCGUCUUUCGAAAUUUCCAUAUCAAGUAUUUGUCUUAUCUGAAUAUGGAAGACCUAUAUUUGUGUCAUGUGGCCAUGAAGAUCAGCUGUGCUCUCUAUUCGCCUUGAUAGGAGUUUUCGUUUCAAGAGUAAAAUUGUGGGGAGAUCGACUACUGCAACUUUCUUCGGGUGAUGUACAUGUUCGCUUUUGCCAUCGAUCAUCUCUUAUACUAUGCAUAGUGUCACGAUCUUAUGAGCUAUUGGAUGACCAACUGAAUGUACUAUUUGACCAGAUAGUAUCUACUCUCUCAAGGUCACAACUUGACAUAGUCUACAAAAAGAAGGGAGAUAAUUAUGAUUUGCGGCGACUACUCAGAGGAACUGAUAAGUAUAUGGACAGUAGUGUGUCAGCAUGGCGAAGCGACAUCUCAUUGCUACAGUCAGCUAUUCGGGUGCUUCCAAUGCAACCAUCUGACAGAGACUUUCUCUCAUCCACAAUGGUUGCGUGUAUCACGGCUGCGAAACUUGAUGGGGUUCUUUUCGGGUUGAUGAUUGCCCAUCGACAAGUGGCAGCCAUGGUGAAAAAGAAAAUUGUGGAAAAAUUAGAAAACAACGCCAAGUUCUUUCCCAGCUUCAAGUCUUCUGUAGAAUCUCCUGUCGCGUUCAGUAUAUCUCAAAUUGGUACGGGUAGCGACGUUUUAUGGUCAUUCGUAUACAAAAAUCGAUCUUCUCGUCAAGUAUGUAUUUCUGGUGCCAAAAUGCCUCUGAUCUCACGUGCUGAGAGAAUCUCUGCCCGGACAUUGUAUGAGAGAAUCUCACAUCUGGUGCGAGAGGAACCCCAUAUGCGAUGUCUCUUCCUGAAGCGGAAUCGUGACAACGUUCUUGUUUGGGUGACUGACAAGUUCGAGCUACAGUGCGUGUUUAGCCCAUUGGUGUCAGCCGUGACGGCAACCACAAUGGUGGAUCGCUUGUUAAAGACGUUAAAAUAUCAUGAACAAAGAUAUUUUAUCAUACACACACCUUCCUUCUAG